Molecule: messenger RNA, 345 nt
Organism: Penicillium samsonianum
Lineage: Eukaryota; Fungi; Ascomycota; Eurotiomycetes; Eurotiales; Aspergillaceae
Exons: 4
Coding region: 1-345 (114 amino acids)
Source: RefSeq, a predicted model, not a curated record
AUGAAGUUCUCAGCCCCCACCGCUCUUGCUCUGUUCGCCUUUGCCGCUCCGGCUUUGGCCAAGUCUAUUGGUGAGGUAUACAUCGAAAGCGACCUCAGGUCCGAUAGAUAUGACCCCGAAGAGUCUGUAUGCGAAAACACCGAAGCCCCAGAGAAAAAGGUCGUCGGUAUCGAAAUCUACACGAAGAAGAAAGAUCCCGAAAUCUCAUGCGUCUUUUUCAAGGACGCGGACUGCAAGGGAGCUACGUGGACUCUUGAGACUAAGGACUCGGAGAAGAUCCAGAAGUUCAGCAAGCCGUUCUAUGUUGCCAGCUUGAAAUGUACCCAGACCAAUGAAGCGGAAUAG